Kwoniella botswanensis is the source of this 885-nucleotide messenger RNA. RefSeq lists its product as uncharacterized. The coding region runs from base 1 to 885 and encodes 294 amino acids. The record is from RefSeq and is a predicted model, not a curated record. NCBI's taxonomy places the organism in Eukaryota, Fungi, Basidiomycota, Tremellomycetes, Tremellales, Cryptococcaceae. The transcript has a single exon.
AUGAAUCGAAGAAUCUCCUUCCCUGUGCCAUCGACAUACCAACCACAUGCCCCCCCUCGACCAUCAUUGCUUCGAUCGACUGUUCUCGCUUCGCUGUUUGGUACCACCAAGACCGAUACCAACCCGCGAGACGAUGAGAUACAGAGGCUUAAACAAUUACUCUCUGAUACCCAAAGUGAAAAUGAACGACUGACGAGCGAAAACCAGAUUCUGCAAUGUAAUUUACAGUCUAUUCACUCGCCUCGAAGCGAUUGGAAGAUCUGCGAACAUUCUUGGACAAGCCAGAAUCUAGCUCAUCAAUUGAGUGAUAUGUCCUCGGUAGUUGAUAUACUCGCUGAUGCUCCUCAUGGUUUAUUGGAUACUAUCAAAUAUCUCACCGAAGAUUUCGAAAAUUCUGUGAUCGAGUCUAGAAUACGGAACUUCACUUAUACUUAUACUGACUUAGCGGUCAACAUCAAGCUACUGCAAGAUACCGAUAAAGAGGCGUAUGCCAAUAUCGAAAGAGAAUUCCAAACUUCCAAAAUGGAGUCUAAAGAUAUACGUAACUUCGUCCAAGAGAAUGUGAUGAGACGAUGGGCGAGUAUCAACGAGAUUUACGUAGAUACAAGGGAGAGUUCGGUAAUUAGGACUGGUUAUGAUAAAUGGUUUGAUUGGGGCUCCUAUAUGAGCUUCAACGAUUGUAAACUAUGUUUGACCGAGGGAACUAGGAUAGAAUUGUAUAAUCCGCUUGAUAAGUCUGAUAAAGAGAGGAUCACCAUACCCCACUCCUCAGAGGCCAAUGACAGGGUCAGGAGGAUAAUGGAUACUUGGAAAGAGUCCUUCGGGGAUACUCGUGCCAAUAGUCAGAAGGGUGCUCGGCCAGGUGUUCAUGAUUCCCGGAUGUGA